Messenger RNA from Gordionus sp. m RMFG-2023, 4953 nucleotides. RefSeq lists its product as uncharacterized. Bases 1 to 4953 code for a protein of 1650 amino acids. NCBI's taxonomy places the organism in Eukaryota, Metazoa, Nematomorpha, Gordioida, Chordodea, Parachordodidae. The record is from RefSeq and is a predicted model, not a curated record. The transcript has 22 exons. Gene Ontology annotation, molecular function: calcium ion binding.
AUGAUAUGUUUACCCCUCAACGAGAUAGUCGAAAUAACCAAACAAUACCCCUUUUUCUUGGGUUCAAAAUUAAAUAAUGUGUAUCAAAUUUACGUGGAUCCCUCUACCAAAAACACUUACCAAGACAAAACUUCCCUAUCGAAUGAUCAAAAUGUUAAAACGGUAUUCAAUUUUACGUUAUAUUUCAGUGACAAUGACGAAAAUAAGUACCCGGGGUCAAUUCCCGACAUAGGAGAUAUCAAGAAAACAUUGUCGGCUGCCAUCAUGGCGAAUAAAGGUUUUCUAGGAGAUACCGAUCUAUUCGUUAAGCAUUCUUCUCUGGAAAAAACAGAAUUGAAACUCUACGAAGUGUACCUACACAUACUAUCCCGUUACGACAGACCCUUGAGGUACAUCGGGGCCUAUGGCGAUCCUGACUUAUGGCAAUUCAAACUUAUAGCCAACCAUUCUGAAAUGGGUUUAAAAACCUCCCUGGAGGUCCCACUAAAUGGGACUUCCACUACCUUCAAGCAUUUCUUGCGAGACAUCAAACUGGUCAAGAUAUACGACGCUAAAAACUUUAAGGACGAAUGGGAUGAGAGUUCGGUGUUCAAGUUUAUCAUCAGCGUGGAUGAUAUAUACCCUGGAAAAGCCGAAAAUAUCUCGUCUACAUUAGCCAAAUACAUUAUCAGGAGCAAUUAUUCACUGGGCAAAUCCGGUUUCAAGGUAAACCCCGUCGGCGUUGAGCUUCCUCAGUUAAGGUCUUACAACUUUUUCUUGAGGGUCUCAAGAGUACCGAACCUUGAUCUUAAUGAACCAUUCUUGCGAGGUGUCAGAAAAAAUUUCCGGAAACUUAAACCCUUAGUCGAAAAAGCGGUAUCACGAACUAUCCUUAACACCACACUUAACAGCAAGUAUUUCGGUUCAGAUGCCCAUUGGGUUAUCAAUACUACCAGUGACAAUCGCGAUCACGAGUUAACUGGAUACGCUUUACUCAACGUCACUGUUUAUGUCCCUUCUAAAUACAGGCACUCCAUCGAGGAUAUCAAAAGAACCGUGGGUCAUGCUAUAAAAAUAUCCGAAUAUGAUUUAGGAAACACCGGAAUCAAAAUCGAUCAAGAUGAUAUUUUUGGAAAUUCUUUAACGACAGACACACGUUUUUCAAUUGGUCCUUUAUCUACUACGACCGAUAAAAAAUUGACCAAUCCUCCAUUAGGCGCUAACACAAGAGUUUCUAAACUCUUAUUUAAAACUACCAAAAUCAUCAACAAUUCAACUCAAAAUGAUAAUUCUUACGUAACAAGCCACACCUCCGUAUUUUCCAGAAGGACCACAGUCAAAAAAUUACGAUCGUCUUUCCUAUCUUCCUCCUUUUCUACUCCUGAUACCAUAACCGCUAAAACACAUGACUCCAAUGGACUCUUCAAAAACAGGGGAGAUUUGCUAUACGAAGGAAUUCUCACUAAAAGGCCUUUUGGCACCCAAAGUGAUAAGAAGUUAAGCGAUUUCGUUUCAUUGAGACCACCGGUAGUAACAUAUCCAUCUAGCCUUAGUAGUAUCUCACAUACCUCUAGACCUAUAACUUCCCCUUCUAUCAGGGUCUACAACCCAGAAUCUAGGACUAUAGUCAUAGCUCCGAUAGUAAAUCCCAAGAUCGUCAAAAACAAACAAGGGUUCGAAAUAAGUUACCCCUCCCGCAAAAUAGAGGAUAAGAAUGAUGUUGAUAAUUACACUCGUUUCAAAAAUAUCGAGAAUAUUGAUGUUCCAGGAAAUAGAUUGAGAGAUGAUACCUUUAAACCUUUCGACAUUAACGUCAAUCAUGGAGUUGGGAUUAAAAACAAUGAGGACAAAGACAAAUCUUACAUCUUCGAGAGAAUAGAAGGAGAAGGAUCAGCUUUAGUAGAUUUAUGUAGGCUCAUGAGUUGCUCUUAUGAGAAAAUUUGUCGCAUAGUUGAUGGACAUCCUACUUGCGUUUGCAAACCUGGUUUUUCCAGGAAAGGGAAUGGGCCUUGCUUUCAAGCCAAGAAGUAUACUUUAUUGGUUCGAGUAUUGAGACAGAAUACGACCUAUCUCACAUACACGCCUGAUUAUCAAAACAAAAGUUCCGCUAACUAUAAGAGAUUGAGCUCUGUGGCAGACAAAGCUAUGGAGAACACGAUCCAGAACACUAAAAUUUAUCCUUGGUACAUCAGAGGACCAUUGGUGAAUAUAGAAAAUUCUAAAAGAUUUGGCCAGAGACAUUUUGAAGAUACAGCAGAAUUAGUGGUACCCAUCCUGGUAUACGAUUUAGAUAUUGACUGGUCCUACGGCGGAAGUGACAUCGAUAUACGUAAUGAGAUAAUGGGAGCUCUGGAAGCUAACGAUAAUCGUUUAGUGGGAACAGAUUUAUACGUAGAUCCUAUACCGUUUAUUAAAGAUAUUGAUGAGUGUUCUGAUCCAAUCUUGAAUGAUUGCCACCAGCUUGCCACAUGUUACAACACAAUUGGAAGUUUUGGAUGCAAAUGCCUAGAGGGUUAUAUAGAUAAUGCUUUAGAUGAUCAAUUUAACAGUGGGAGGAUAUGUAAUGCCCCGGUAUCCGACUGUUCUGACGAACAUUGCAACUACCAUGGGAUAUGCAGCGUCGACUCGACUCUUAAUGAAAGAAUAUGUAAAUGUGAGAAAUGGUGGGUUGGUAGGCAAUGCCAACACAGUGGUAGGCUCAUAGCUAUAUUGGGCGGUUUGGCUCUGGCACUGGCAGCUUUAAUGUGCUGCUUCUUACCCGUUUGGAUAUGCUUCCACAAGGAAGCCAAACGCCGAAGGGUCGAGAACAUCAAAUGGGCUUUUGAAGGGGGUACCAAUAGCAGUGGUAAGGAUACAAUGGGCAUAUCAUCUUCCAGCGAAAAAGGAACGACAACCAAUUCCUCAUCCCACAUCAUUCCUUCGGUAGUUAUACCCCGGGCUAGGCUCUCUGAAGCUAUCAAAUCCCAAAUUUCUGCCAGAAUGAAGGAUGACAAUUUUGAUGACCUUCUACCUGUGCACUGGGACGAUUCUUUUGUCAAUAGAAUUCCUAGACCUGCUUUAGCAGAAAAUAGUCAUCAUAAACAUUAUAACCCAUUGCAAGCAUCUGCUUUGGUACACGAAGAUAACAGAAGUGAUCGUAGCGAUACUCAACUCAUAGAUGAAGGUUCUUUAAAGGGCUUUCCCAAGUCACCUAUAAUCAACAAUGCCAUGGAUAACCAGAGGAAGAUAUUAGACGAACGCACGAUGUCACCCUCAAACUUUUACAGCAACUUAGAUCGACAAACUCGGUUCAGAAGUUCUGACAUCCUUUCCAAAUUCGAUCCUUCAUAUAGACAUUUAAACCGGAACAACAACAAUAGCAACUCAACCCAAAAUCAAAGAACAUCAACCGAAAAAUAUCGCGCCGCGGAAGCCUACAAUUGUGAUUACGCCGAAGCGGAUUACUGCCAAGAUACUCAUAUCAGUUCUCACCGGACACCCAAUGACAUUUUAAAAAGUAACGAAAAAACCACCGAAAUAACAGAGGAAACGACCACCACCGUGGAAGAAUGGACCAAAAAGUAUAAAAAGUUUCCCAAAAAAUUUUCGCCUCCCCAACAAGAUAGAAAAGAGAAAGACGGGGAUGAAUUAUUCGCCAAAAGUAAUUUCUUCUCUAAUUCUACCACGAAUAAUACCCAAGGUAACAACUUCGUCAAUAAUUACAAAAAUUUUACGAAGGCAAGAGAGAGCAAUGGGGAUGUAAAUGGUAGCAGCAGUCAACUCAAUAGCCGGGAUAUUAACGUAGAAAUCGAUAAUCGAGGCCCUUAUAAUAAAGGUUACCAAACUGGACAAUCUAACGCUAAUAUGGUAGUUGGUGGUAGGGAGGAUGAGGUGGAUUACCAUUAUGAUGGAGCGAACAAUGGCAAUCGUAUUCAAGAUGAAGAGGAUUAUAGAGAUCCCAGGUUUUAUGAUGUUCAUAGCCGAAUCCUGCCCAGAAUGCCGAACACCUCUUUAAAUCCCAAUCCCAAUAAUCUUAAUAACGGACUAUCAUCUGUGCCUUCCAAACAACCAUCAAUUUCAAAUAACCACAACAAUGACCCGAGCAUUAAUAAUAGCAAUAACAACAAUCGGUUUAAACGAAACGACAAUUUUAACCGAAGCAGCGGUAAAAAGUAUUAUUACCAGAAAGGGGUGGGUAUUAAACCAGCGCAAUUUUACCAGGCCAAAAACGAUAAUCUCAAUAGCGCGGCGACAACUCCGAACGCGUUAUCUUACACGGGGGUCAAGGGGAAGGUAGCUAAAAGGUUAUCUUAUUCCGCCUCAGAUGUUUCUUCCGGCUCGUUCAAUAAUGAGCCUUAUUCAAUCGAUAAAAACAACGUUGGUAGCAGUAGUGAAAUUGCAGAUACAAGAGAAAACUAUUACCGCACCGAGGAUAAAGAUCCGAUGAAAAUGGGACAUAGAGCGGCUGACACGGAAGAAAGAUUUUAUUUUGAACGUCAAGCUAGCGAUAUUCAAGAUCACGGCAGUGAAGGCAUCAGCAAUUUUCAAAGAAUACAAAUGGCCAGGAGUGAAUCUAAUUCCGGAGAUAGUAACAAAAUGGAGGAGAAAGAUGAUGACUACGUGGUUCUAGAUUCUUCCAAUAAUCGAGAUGUCCCUAAGACGGGUAAAAGAAAAAUAAGUCAAAUGACCAAAAUAGCAGCGGAAGCUAGUCAUGUUUGCAAGGCGUGGCAAAGGAGUGGACGAUUAUCACAGACCGCUUUGAAUUCUGGCGACGGAACAUGGAAUUCGCUGAAAGGAGGUAUUUAUCCAGAGGAGGUAGCGAGUUAUUCUGAAGCCGAAGGUACAGUCCGAGAUAGGAAAUAUGUACCGAAUGAAUUUUCUGAUUCUCACAACAAUCUAAUCAAUUAUACUAACCCACAAAAUAUCGAAGACAAAACUCGCUUCCCCCAAUUUCAAAAAACCGAUUAUUACACUAAUCAAGGUUACCAAGAAUAG